Messenger RNA from Drosophila ficusphila, 2764 nucleotides. RefSeq names its product apoptosis-inducing factor 3. Bases 825 to 2489 code for a protein of 554 amino acids. The transcript has 2 exons. Gene Ontology annotation, molecular function: flavin adenine dinucleotide binding; 2 iron, 2 sulfur cluster binding; oxidoreductase activity, acting on NAD(P)H. Gene Ontology annotation, cellular component: cytoplasm. Lineage: Eukaryota; Metazoa; Arthropoda; Insecta; Diptera; Drosophilidae. The record is from RefSeq and is a predicted model, not a curated record.
UGCGAACGGAAUCAGGUUAGCGAAAAGUAAUUCCCCAAUCUACGUCACAGGAUAAGAAUGCGAUUUUAAAAUUUUCCUACUAGCCUUUGAAGCAUCGCACGCUGUGGUAAUGUCGUAGAUGAUAUGAUAGCCACCAUCGCCGUGUUCCCUUUACCAAUCGAACAAGGCUAAUAAUUUGGGAUUGGUUAGGAGAAUGAUAAUGAGCCGCUUUUAGAGGGUUGUUACCGGAGUGGGGACGGGGAUCCUAGAUAAUUGCCCCAUCGCCAUAAGUCGUAAAUUGAGAAAGAUAUGUGUACAGCGACAGCGACAGCGAGCCGCUAGUUCGCUUUACGGCUUCGUCAUUGCCACAGUAGAUAUUUACACGAAAAAUACUUCAAACGAAACAAAAAUCUUGGGGUUUGCUAACCGAGUUAAGUUGUAAAAUUCUAGGCCCUUAAAUUAUGUCAAUCCUGAGUUAAACACAGCGAAAUCACAGUUUUUGGUAAUUAAAGAUCAAAUUACCCUUGUGUGUGCCAACCGAUUUCCACUGUACACCGCUUAUGUUAGUCACCGCUAUUGGCAUUGCGCCUAUGCCUCUUUCUCUGCCUAUCGCUCUUGCGCUCUUUGGUGGGCCCCCAGUUCGCUUAAAUCGGCGACUCCAGCGGUGGUCUCCAGUUCAUUCGUUCAUCAGCGCUGAGUGCUGCCGUUCAAGCGUUCUACAGUCCAGCUCUUUAGACAGCGGGACAUUCUCUUAGCUCGAGCCUAUCCUUUUCGGCAAUACCUGAUUUCGUGGCGCCGUCGGCUCCUAUCAGUCCAAGUGCAGCAACCAGAGUCCCAGCACCACCAUGUCCACCGAAGCAGAGGCCUCCUCCCCGGAUUGGGAGUACACCAGCGCCGUCGGCGUGGACUGCAACUACGCGGACCUGAAGAACAACGAGAUGAAGCAGGUGGACUUCGACGAGGACAACCGCGUGCUGCUGGUGAAGCAGAACGACCGACUGCUGGCGGUGGGCGCCAAGUGCACCCACUACGGAGCCCCGCUCCAGACGGGCGCCCUCGGGCUGGGCCGCGUCCGCUGUCCCUGGCACGGCGCCUGCUUCAACCUGGAGACCGGCGACAUCGAGGACUUCCCCGGCCUCGACUCGCUGCCCUGCUACCGCGUGGAGGUGGGCAACGAGGGCCAAGUGAUGCUUCGCGCCAAGCGGUCCGACCUCGUCAACAGCAAGCGCCUCAAGAACAUGGUGCGACGCAAUCCCGAUGACCAGCGGGUGUUCAUUGUGGUCGGCGGCGGGCCGUCCGGCGCCGUGGCCGUGGAGACCAUACGCCAGGAGGGCUUCACCGGCCGCCUGAUCUUCGUAUGCCGCGAGGACUAUUUGCCCUACGACCGCGUCAAGAUCUCCAAGGCCAUGAGCCUCGAGAUCGAGCAGCUGCGCUUCCGCGACGAGGACUUCUACAAGGCGUACGACAUCGAGCUGUGGCAGGGAGUGGCCGCCGAGAAGCUGGACUCGGCCCAGAAGGAGCUGCACUGCAGCAACGGCUACGUGGUGAAGUACGACAAGAUCUACAUCGCCACCGGGUGCUCCGCCUUCCGACCACCCAUUCCGGGCGUGGGUCUGGAGAAUGUGCGCACUGUCCGCGAGCUGGCCGACACCAAGGCCAUUCUGGCGGCGAUCACUCCGGAGUCGCGCGUCGUGUGCCUGGGCUCCAGCUUCAUCGCCCUGGAGGCGGCCGCCGGCCUGGUCUCCAAGGUGCAGAGUGUCACGGUGGUGGGCCGCGAGAACGUUCCGCUCAAGGCCGCCUUUGGCGCCGAGAUCGGCCAGCGGGUGCUGCAGCUGUUCGAGGACAACAAGGUGACGAUGCGCAUGGAGAGCGGCAUCGCGGAGAUCGUGGGCAACGCGGAGGGCGCGGUGAGCGAGGUGGUGCUGGUGGACGGCACGCGGCUGCCCUGCGACCUGCUCAUUCUGGGCACCGGCUCCAAGCUCAACACCCAGUUCCUGGCCAAGUCGGGCGUGAAGGUGAACCGCAACGGCUCCGUGGACGUCACCGACUUCCUGGAGUCCAACGUGCCGGACGUCUACGUGGGCGGCGACAUAGCCAACGCCCACAUCCACGGACUGGCCCACGACCGCGUGAACAUCGGCCACUACCAGCUGGCCCAGUACCACGGACGCGUGGCAGCCGUAAACAUGUGCGGCGGCGUCAAGAAGCUGGAGGCCGUGCCCUUCUUCUUCACCCUGAUCUUCGGCAAGGGCAUCCGGUACGCCGGCCACGGCUCCUACAAGGAGGUCAUCGUCGACGGCAGCCUGGAGGACUUCAAGUUCGUGGCGUACUUCAUCAACGAGGCUGACACGGUGACGGCGGUGGCCUCCUGUGGCCGCGACCCGGUCGUGGCCCAGUUUGCCGAGCUCAUUUCGCAGGGCAAGUGCCUCGGACGAGGCCAGGUCGCCGAUCCCGCCACCAGAGAGGAGUGGACCAAGAAGCUCGGCGAGCCGCUGCCCCAGGUGCGCUAAAAACCGCUAGGAACUCCGUGUGUAUUACCAUUGAGAUUUGUUGUUAAAUAUCCAUGCAAUCGUUGAGUAUUCAUUACAUGCUCGUAUGCAACGCACUGAAAGGUGUCAUCUUAUCUGUGUAUAUUGAUAUUUGUAGUUCGGGGGAAGCUCCUAGAGUUCCUGCCGCGUUUGCCGCUUUUGGCGCACGAUGAAUGCUUUUUAUCCCCUUGCCACAAAUGUAUUUUUUUAAGUCAUGUUGGAUUAUUUUUGCUAAAUAAAGUAUUUUGACAGUGUAA